AAGGAGGUGUCUACUUUGUUGCCAGAGCCUGCCCUGGAAUUAGCCUUGCACCAUUCGGAAGACCCAGCCUUGCUGAGCGCUGAGCCUAGCAGUCCCUUGGCGAGGCAGCGAUACUCCCUGGCUCCCCAGUCAUGUCCUGGCAGCUGUCUGCAGUGGUGGUGCUCUUCGUGUCCCUGGCCGUGAUUUUGCAUUAUGGCGGUCAUGUGAGAGCAAAAGCGUUUCCAGAAAUCACAGGCUAUUCUCCACCUGCAACAGUACAGACCACAGCAAAACCUUGUCUCCUGCAGCCAACGAACCGUGUGCCUCAGAAAACUUUAGCAGCAAGGUCAACAGAUGGGCAUGUCACCUCUCAGAUAGCUGUCACAGCAUCCACCUCUGAGACCCUAACCACACACACAACCAUAAAAAUUCCAGCAACAGCUUCCCUGGUAACUGCAGACAGCACCCCCUCCACCAGCCCGACAGCCCACACCCUAGUCACAACCCUGGCCACACCCAACAAGUCACACACGGCUGCUCCAGUCACUGAGGCUACAAUCAGCCCCAGCACAGGUCCCAGUCCACCACCAUCCACUGUCACCCCGCCAGCGCACAGAACUGGAGCCAGGCCGUCGACCGUCAGCCACACAACUGGGAAAACCACCCAACUCAGUAACCAGACCACCCUUCCAGCAACAUUGUCCACCACACCACACAACAGCACAACCAGUCAGAAGCCUACUCAACCCACCCACACCCCAGAGCCCACCAACGCAACCCACAGAGCCUCGCCUGCCACCAUAGCUCCCAGGCCCACCCUCGCACCCCAGCCAUCGUCAGCCAAGACUGGAAUUUAUCAAGUUCUGAACGGAAGCAAGCUCUGUAUCAAAGCAGAGAUGGGGAUAGAGCUGACGGUUCAAGACACGGAGUCGGUUUUUUCGCCUCAGAAAUACUUCAACAUCGACCCCAAUGCAACCCAAUCCUCUGGGAACUGUGGCUUCCGAAAAUCCAACCUUCUCUUGAAUUUCCAGGGCGGAUUUGUGAAUCUGACAUUUACCAAGGAUGAAAACUCGUAUUAUAUCAGUGAGGUGGAAGCCUAUUUGACCGUCUCAAAUCCAGAGAAAGUUUACCAAGGAAUGAAAAGUGCAAUGGUGAUGUUCGAGACUGUGGCGGGGCAUUCCUUCAAGUGUGUGAGCGAACAGAGCAUCCAGCUCUCCACCCACCUUCAGCUGAAAACAAUGAAUAUCCAACUUCAAGCCUUUGAUUUUGAAGGCAACCACUUUGGAAAUGUGGACGAAUGUUCAUCUGACUACACAAUUGUGCUUCCCGUGAUUGGGGCCAUCGUGCUUGGUCUCUUCGCAGUGGGUUUGAUUGUCUAUGCAAUCCGCUUAAGGCGUGAAUCUUCUGGAUACCAGAGAAUCUAACUGGUGCCCCGAGGGAAAAGAAAAAGGUGGAGUUUAGAGAAUUCUUUCAUUGUUUCCAGGAUGUUGAAGACUUCCCUUGGAGUGUGGGUCCUUCCAACCUUGUAAACCACUAUCUUUCACAAAAACCAAAUUUCUGACGUAAGUUCAAGCAGUACAUCAAUUUCAAAAUAUUUUUUGUUCAUUUUAUGAAAGAUCUAGUGAGCUGUUUAAGAAUAUUUUCUAGUGUCCUUGAAAAUAUUUUAACCAAAGUCAACAUUUGAGAUACAUUAAAUUAACAUAAUGUAUGUAAAGUGGUAUAUGCUCCACAUUAUACACCAAAGCAUCAACAGUAAUGAACGUUACCUGUGUUCACGUUGGGGAUUUUAUUUUAUCCUUGAUCUUUUCCACUUUUAAAAAUGCUUCUGCUUUGCCUGUAAAAUGUAUUUUCAGUGCUUUUACUAUCCAUGUUUUGUAAGAUGUAUGUCAAUUGACCUACCUCCUUUUCCACUUUAAAUGUUCUCUAAAAAUCGUCAAAAAGAGCAACAUAUCAUAGGUUGUCUAGAUAUUUGAUGUGACACCAAGAGGAAUAGAUCAGCUUAUAUUUUUAUCUUGAUGACUCCUCCAGAAUCACUAAAACUAAGAAUUAGGUGGCUACAGACAACAGAAUUAAAUAAUAAGCAAGAAACGAUAAUAAUGGCCUUUCACUAUUGAACAGGUAUGUGUCAGACACUAGGCUAAGCAGUUUAUAUACAUCUCAUUUAAUUUGCACAACUUACAUGUGAGCAAACUCAGACUUAAAGAAAUUAAUCACUUAAAUGUCACCCAGCUAACAAGUGGCAGAGCCUGAAUUUGACUUCCUGUUGGUCUGGUACCAAGGUCUCUGGUCUUUUCACUACAUCAAAUUGCCUACAAGAACAACGACAGUAAGUGCUGCCUGAAGCCUCAUACUGGCAUAUGCUCCCUUUUACAGAGGAAAUUAUUUUGUCCAGAAUCACGAGAGAUUAUGGUACAUGAAAGGAGGGCUUAAUGGGAAAUAAAAUAGCCUAUCUUUAAUGAAGUUCUCUACUCCCUCGAAGAAAACUGAGAGGCUCUGUAAAACAUUCGUUUCUCAUUUUCAAGGGAUUGUUAAGCUGCGAGUCUAAGGAUAAAGGAAUGGAGUAAAUUUCUCAAGGCAUUUUUUAUUUCUUUGAAAGAGAAAUUUAACCGCUAACCAACUUUUCUUUCUCGAAUGUAGAUCCCCCUCUUGUGGUAACUUGCUUCUUCUGCAGUUUUAUGGCCACGUUUUCACUCUAGUUCACGUUUUUCUAUAGAGCAGCCAAGAAUUUUAUUCUUCCUUGUUUUCACUACCAAAGAAAUGUUAACAGAAAAGACCACACACCCCUAGCAUUCGUUAGUAAAGGAAUGAUUCGAGUCACCCUGGAGAACAUAUUCACUUUCCUGACUUGUUCUCUUAUGGCUCAGUAGGGUUGGCAAGGACCUGCCUUUAGUCUUAAUAGAAUAUUGAAUUGUAUUAAAAGUUUUUGUAAUAAAAACUUACCUUGGA
Molecule: messenger RNA, 2925 nt
Organism: Aethalodelphis obliquidens (Pacific white-sided dolphin)
Lineage: Eukaryota; Metazoa; Chordata; Mammalia; Artiodactyla; Delphinidae
Gene: LAMP3
Product: lysosome associated membrane protein 3
Exons: 6
Coding region: 132-1403 (423 amino acids)
Biological process (GO): establishment of protein localization to organelle
Cellular component (GO): plasma membrane; lysosomal membrane; late endosome membrane
Source: RefSeq, a predicted model, not a curated record